AUGACUUCGCUCCCUCGCAAAGUAACCGUUGCAAAGAAUUUUCUUUUUUCUUAUGAGGAGAGAGAAACAAUUUGGAGAGAAUUAUUGUCGUGGUAUGAUUUGAAUAAGAAGGAUUUACCAUGGAGAAAACCAAGUACUCACAUUGAACCGAAAGGAAAUUCAUCUGACUCGUCCGAUGAUGAAAGUAAUGAUGAUGAAUUAUUAAAAGAAAUGAAAAUUCAUCAACGAGCCUAUGAAGUGUUAGUGAGUGAAUUAAUGUUGCAACAAACACAAGUGGAAACUGUAAAGAAAUAUUUCGUGAAAUGGAUGAAGAGAUUUCCGACGAUCAAGGAUUUGAGUGAUGCAUCCGAUGAUGAUGUUCAUGGUGCUUGGUCUGGAUUGGGUUAUUAUAAAAGAGCAAGAAAUUUACAUGCUGCUGCAAAAUAUGUAGUUCAAGAGUAUAACAAACCUAUUCAUUACAAGGAUAAGAGUUUAACGCAUAAUGUCAUUUACAAAUUACCUGACAAUGUGAAAGACUUGAUGAACCUAAAAGGAGUUGGAAAAUAUACUGCUGGAGCGGUAGCUAGCAUUGCAUUCGGAAGGUGUGCCAGCAUUGUUGACGGAAACGUGUUUCGUGUGUUUGCUCGUUUAAAACAAAUUGAGGAAGAUAUUGCGGUUCAAAAAACAGCAACUUCAAUAUUUUGGCCAAUGGCCGAUAAUUUAAUUUCUCACUUUAAAGACAUUGAAGACUUGUGUGACGACAAUGAAGAUACCACUCCUAUGAAAACUAGAUAUGGAGAUUUGAAUCAGGCAAUUAUGGAGCUAGGAAGAACUAUUUGCAUUCCAAGAAAUCCAAAAUGUGGUGAAUGUCCUAUUGCAGAUGUAUGCUCCGCAUUUAAAGCUGUGGAGAACAAUGAGAUUAAUUCAGUUGAAAUUUACCCUGUCAAAAAAAAGAAGACCAAGAAACGAGCUCAAAUUGUAUCUUGCUGUAUAUUUUACAAAGACGACGACAAUGAAGUGUGUCUCUAUGAAAAACGGCACGAACAGCUGCUAGGAGGAACGUGGCAUUUUCCACUUGUGGUUGUUUUUGAUGAGAAGAAUGUUGAAGAUGAAGCAGAAAAUUCACAAGAAGAGGAAGAAACACAAGUGAAGUCAAAGAAGAAAAAGAACUCGAAUGCCUCUCAAAAAUCAAAAAAGAACAUCGGCAGCUCAGGAAAAUCAGCCUCCACAGAAUCUGAUUCACAUUUAAGCAAAUUACAACAAUUUCUUAUUGAUGAAGGUUUCAUUGACGCCAAACAUUCAUCUUCGAUACCGUUAGAGUAUCACUCUACUGUGAAUCACGUCUUCUCACAUAUCAAUCAAACGAAUCACAUUUACAGUUGCAGUAGUAAGCACCUGAUUAAGGAUUUACAAUCUAAGGGAAAUUCUGAUUCUAUUGCUGAUCAAUGGAAAUGGUUUGAUCAAGCAGCAAGAGAAUCUCAAGGUAUUUCUGAAGUGGCUAAGAAAAUAUUUAGACAAUUCAAAAAAACGUUGAAAAAUCAAGAAGCAUCACCAGUGUCACCUCCAAAAGUGAAAUUUAAAAUCAAGUCACCGUUUGUAACGAAAAAAGAUGAGUCACAAAAGAUGACAGACGAUACCGUAGCAGAAGAACAUAAGUCUUCAGAUAGUGAGGAAUCAACAGGCGUGGUUGAAGAAAAGGACGAUAAAACCACUACAGCAACUGAGGAAAUCGAAGAAAACAAAGCAAGAUCCUCUAAAGUUAAGGUUGUCAAGAAAUCAUCUACGGAUUCAUCCAAGAAAAAACGAAAGAAGAAUGAAGAUGACAAAAAACCAACAGAAUCCGUUUCCACAACCAAGAAGAAGAGAAAGCAAACUACUCUUACAGCUUUCUUGAAGAAUUAA
Messenger RNA from Naegleria lovaniensis, 1881 nucleotides. RefSeq lists its product as uncharacterized. Gene Ontology annotation, molecular function: 8-oxo-7,8-dihydroguanine DNA N-glycosylase activity; oxidized purine DNA binding; 4 iron, 4 sulfur cluster binding. The transcript has 3 exons. The record is from RefSeq and is a predicted model, not a curated record. Gene Ontology annotation, cellular component: nucleus. Gene Ontology annotation, biological process: base-excision repair; mismatch repair. Lineage: Eukaryota; Heterolobosea; Eutetramitea; Acrasida; Naegleriidae. The coding region runs from base 1 to 1881 and encodes 626 amino acids.